Molecule: messenger RNA, 1355 nt
Organism: Neofelis nebulosa (Clouded leopard)
Lineage: Eukaryota; Metazoa; Chordata; Mammalia; Carnivora; Felidae
Gene: FKBPL
Product: FKBP prolyl isomerase like
Exons: 2
Coding region: 282-1331 (349 amino acids)
Molecular function (GO): protein binding
Source: RefSeq, a predicted model, not a curated record
AUUUUAUUAGAUUCGCAGCCUCGCGGGCUCAGGGUUAGCUGUUAUUGUCCCCAGAUGCCCCUGGCCCACGGCCGUCUUCUACCCGUGGAGCAAGACUCUGAGGACAGUACUCAGGAAGCACUUAGCUUCGGAAGGAGAGGUGAUCCGAAUGGUCCGGAUAUUGCCACCAGGCUAGGCGUUUCGGCUGCCCAGGUGCUGACCUGAAACUGAUCCACCCCUUUCUGACCAAAACUGUUCACCCACGGUGGAUUCACCCACGGUGGAAGGGACCAGGCAGCCAAAUGGAGAUGCCACCAGUCAAUCCAGUGGGAGAGAAGGACACCUCUCAACCGCAACAACAAUGGGAAAAGAACCCCCAGGAGAACCUUGAUUCAACUACCCAGAUCAAGCAGCAGUCCCCAGACCCUCCUACUGAAAUCCUUGAGCUGAGAGUGAGCCCAAAUCAAGCCAGCCAAAUUCUAGAGAAUUCUCAAGGAACUGAAAAACUGGCCGCUGGACUUCAAGGAAACUCUGCCAAGUCUCGUGGAUCAACCAAUGAGAUGCCAGAGCCCCUUCAAGCUUCUGAUCUCUGGUACUGUCCGGAUGGGAGCUUUGUUAAGAAGAUCAUAAUCCGUGGCCAUGGCUUGGACAAACCCAAGCUGGGCUCCUGCUGCCGGGUACUGGCGUUUGGGUUUCCUUUUGGGUCAGGCCUGCCAGAGGGAUGGACAGAGCUAACUAUGGGGUUAGGCCCAUGGAGGGAGGGGACUUGGGGGGAACUCAUAGAGAAAUGCUUGGAGUCCAUGUGUCAAGGUGAGGAGGCAGAGCUUCAGCUCUCUGAACACUCUGGACCUCCUUUCAGGCUCACACUGGCCUCCUUCACUCAGGGCAGGGACUCCUGGGAGCUGGAGGCCAGUGAGAAGGAGGCCUUGGCCAGGGAAGAACGUGCAAGGGGCACAGAAUUAUUUCGAGCUGGGAACCCUGAAGGGGCUGCCAGAUGCUAUGGACGGGCUCUUCGGCUGCUGCUGACUUUACCCCCACCCGGCCCUCCAGAACGAACUGUUCUUCAUGCCAAUCUGGCUGCCUGUCAGUUGCUGUUAGGGCAGCCUCAGUUGGCAGCCCAGAGCUGUGACCGAGUGCUGGAGCGGGAACCUGGCCAUUUAAAGGCCUUGUACCGAAGGGGGGUUGCCCAGGCUGCCCUUGGGAACCUUGAAAAAGCAACUGCUGACCUCAGGAAGGUGCUGGCGGUAGACCCCAAAAACCGGGCAGCCCAGGAAGAGCUGGGAAAGGUGAUCAUUCAGGGGAAGAAACAAGAUGCAGGGCUGGCUCAGGGUCUGCGCAAGAUGUUUGGCUGAUUAAAAGUUAAAUCUUAAAAGAGA